This is a messenger RNA of Helianthus annuus (common sunflower), 2637 nucleotides long. RefSeq names its product glycerophosphodiester phosphodiesterase GDPDL3. The coding region runs from base 178 to 2466 and encodes 762 amino acids. The record is from RefSeq and is a predicted model, not a curated record. Lineage: Eukaryota; Viridiplantae; Streptophyta; Magnoliopsida; Asterales; Asteraceae. The transcript is spliced from 8 exons. Gene Ontology annotation, biological process: lipid metabolic process. Gene Ontology annotation, molecular function: glycerophosphodiester phosphodiesterase activity.
UAAAGAGAUAGCGCCCAGCUUGUUUAUCAUUUUUUUAAGCCACACAUAUCUUCCAACUAUUUGUCGCAUCCUCUUUUCUUAAAUCUUAAAUAACGAAUCAAUAAAGGUUCCUAGAUUUCAUCCAAAACAACCACUUCUCAAACUCUAGUCAACUAGAUCAGCUUAGUAACUGCCAGCAUGCAUUUGCCAGGAAUGUGGAACCUCCGGUACCUCGUCUACUUGUUACUGUUAGUCUGCUCGAUCUCGUUCGUCGGUGCUCAGGGAUCAGAUAACACAAAUUCUCCAUGGAAGACAUUAGCUGGAAAGCGCCCAUUAGUGAUUGCAAAUGGAGGAUUUUCAGGGCUAUUUCCUGGUUCCAGUUUAAAUGCCUACUUAUUUGCUUUGUUUACUAGUCUACCCGAUGCAGUUCUGUGGUGUGAUGUACAAUUAACCAAAGAUAACAUUGGCAUUUGUUUUCCAUAUCUCAAUCUUGAAAAUUCUUCUACAAUUGCUACAAAGUUUCCUAAGAGAGAAAGCACCCAUAAUGUCAAUGGAGUAUCUUUAAAAGGAUAUUUUCCUGUUGAUUUCACUCUUGAUGAUCUAGCCAAUGUCCAAUUAACACAAGGGAUCUACUCUAGAACUCCAAAUUUUGAUGGCUCUUACAGUAUUCUUACUGUUAAUAAGGUCGCGGCCACAAAACCACCUGGACUGUGGUUGAAUGUCCAGCAUGACGCGUUUUACACCAAACAUAAUUUGAGCAUGAGAGGUUAUGUGAUGGCUGCUUCAAAAAAAGUUGUAAUUAGUUAUAUCUCGUCACCUGAAGUGAAUUUUCUAAGAAGUAUUGUGAAAAGGUUCAGUCCAAGAACAACCAAACUAGUUUUUCGGUUUCUUGGAAAGAAUGAUAUCGAGCCUACGACCAACCAAACAUAUGAUUCUCUUUUGAAGAAUCUGACGUUUAUCACAACAUUUGCUCAAGGAAUUAUUGUCCCUAAAUCAUACAUAUGGCCUGUUGGGAGUGAUUUGUAUUUGCAGCCGUCGACUUCUUUGGUAGAAGAUGCUCAUAAAGCAGGUCUAGAGGUUUUUGCUUCGGGUUUUGUAAAUGAUAUUCCAUUCGCGUAUAAUUACAGUUAUGACCCGGUACAAGAGUAUCUCCAGUUUGUUGACAAUGGUGUAUUUGCUGUUGAUGGUGUGAUUUCUGAUAACCCAAUAACUUCAUCGGCGGCAAUUGGCUGUUUAUCACACUUGGGCAAUAACAAAACUCAAGAAAAACCUUGGAUUAUAUCAUAUGAAGGAACAAGUGGUGAUUACCCGGGAUGUACUAAUUUGGCAUAUCAAAAGGCUGUUUCUGAUGGUGCAGAUAUUAUCGAUUGUCCUGUUCAAAUAACGAGUGAUGGGAUACCUAUUUGUUUAGGAUCAAUAAACCUUCUUGAGAGAACAACUGUCGCCCAGUCGAGCUUUAUUAAUUUGACAACAAGCAUUCCGGACAUUCAAUCUGAUUCUGGAAUAUUCACCUUCAGUCUCACAUGGGACCAGAUUCAAAGCUUAAAACCUACAAUGUACACACCAUAUAGUACAGACUAUGGUUUAUUGAGAAAUCCAAUAUUCAAAAAUGCUGGCCGCUUUAUGAGACUGUCUGACUUUCUGGACUUUGCUAGUAAUGCUACUUCAGUUUCUGGUGUUAUGAUCAGCAUUAAGCAUGCGUCUUACUUAGCUGUUAAUAAGGGAUUAAGUGUGACAGAUGCGGUAAUGGACGUCUUGGAUAAAUCUUUAAUAAAUAACCAGAGUACCAAGAAAGUCUUAAUCGCGUCACCGGAUAGUGCGGUCCUGAAACUGUUCAAGGCAAGAAGCAACAAGCAUGAGCUUGUUUAUGAGGUUGAUGAGUUAAUACGUGAUGCCCUCAAUUCAACAGUUGAAGAAAUCAGCGAAUUUGCUAAUUCUGUUAUCAUUCAGAAGGAAUCCGUGUUUACUAAUAACCACGGGUUUCUUGUUGAUCAAACUGAUGUAGUCGCAAAGCUUCACGCUUUCAAGCUCCUUGUGUAUGUACAACCUUUUAAUAACGAGUUUGUUUCACAAGCAUGGGACUUCUUUUCAGACCCAUAUGUCGAAAUUAACUCAUAUGUUAAUGAAGCUAAAAUUGAUGGUGUUAUUACAUCUUAUCCAGCUACUGCUUCCAAAUACAGAAGGAACCAUUGUCUAGGAUUACCAGCAAAUCAGACACCAGCAUACAUGACUCCCGCAGGACCUGGCCAAUUAUUCUCGCUCAUGACACCUCAGCUGAUACCACCGGCUGAGGCUCCUAAUCCUGUUUUGGAAGAUGAUGACGUGGCUCAAGGACCCCUACCUUCUUCUGGAAUGCCAUCUCCACCAUCUAGAAAUGGGACAGCAGCAGCACCACGGGCUUCACCAAGCGGUCAACCACCUAAAACUGUCGCGGGUAUUCUAUUUUCUGUUGUGGUGGUUGUUGGAACAACUGUAUUGGUGUUUUAAGGGGACAAAUACGUCGUUGUUGUCUGGUGUAUAUAUUCCUUGUUCAUGUGUAUGGAGUCCAUGGAUAAUCUAGGACUACUUUGUCAAUGGAUGUAAGUGUAUAUAUCACUUGUCUUUAUCUGAUAUUUGUAAGUACCAUUUUAUUUGUGGUAUAUAUGUGUAUAUUUCACU